Molecule: messenger RNA, 1500 nt
Organism: Trichomonas vaginalis G3
Lineage: Eukaryota; Parabasalia; Trichomonadida; Trichomonadidae
Product: glycoprotein 38 family
Exons: 1
Coding region: 1-1500 (499 amino acids)
Source: RefSeq, a predicted model, not a curated record
AUGUUGCUGCUGUUUCUUGUUCAUGAAAUCAAAUCUUAUGAUCUUCAAAAUAUUGCAGAUUGCUACCAAAACGAUUUUAUUUCAACCAACAAUUCUGAUUAUUAUUUUCUUGAAAUCCCUGCAGGGGAAAUCUUUUGUAGCAAUCAAAGCUUUGUUAUUGCUGCAAAUACAUCUAUCCAAGCAGAUUACUUUUUAGACAAUGGUGAAGAAAAUCCAACAAUUAAACAUCUUGAUGAUCCUUUUGCAAUAAUUCAAUCUGAAAAUGGCCAUAACAUUAUUUCGAAAAUAUCCGCAAAAGAUCCUUCUGAAACGUUCCUUAUUCAAAUAAUCAAAAUUACCAGAUCUAAUAUUAAUGAAAGAGAGUUAUUCUACUCAGUGUUUUCUACUAACCUGUUUUUCUGCCAAAAAUUCAUUCCUUUACGGCUCACAGAUUCCAAUUCCACACUAUUAUUACGAAGAUGGAUGGAAAUCAAAGCUUUUAAUGGAUAUGAAAUCAAGCCGAAAAUGGGCAAUUUUUCUAGCGAAACAGCCAUACUAACAACAACGCUAAGCUGCAAUGAUACAACUAAGAGGAGAAGUAUUUAUUUUGCAUAUUAUUCAGAAAAUCAUACUUUAGCACCAAUUUUGUUCAAAAAAGAUAAAUUCUAUUUGAUGCCAUCAGAAUCUGGUGUUUAUUCACGUGCAGAAGUAGAGUCAUUCACUGAAAUGAAUCCUCCAUUUCAUAAUGAAUAUAAAUUCGAUCAGUAUGAUUUAACAGAUGAGUUUCUUCCAUGUCUGAACAAUAUAUGGAGUCCAGAGUUUGCCCACCACGAUAUCGGAUUAAAAUAUACAGACUCAAAAGUCUUUACAAUUCAACCAGGCAAAGCACAGUGUUUAUACGGCAAUUUUGUGUUUGGAAGCAAAGAAGAUUUCACAGCAACUGUUGUUUAUAAUGAUACAAAGCACUAUGAAUUAAACAAUAGACCAAAGGUCCCUCGCACAGUUCAUGAGACAUAUGAAAAUCCAUUUAGCAUUACAACACAAAUACACGAUCAAAGACAAAGUCAGUUAAUCAAAUUACAAUGCAAAUCUCAAACAGAAUCAUGCAAAAUACAAGUUGUGAGUGUUAUGCCUCCUAUUCAAAACAGACUGUUAAACGCACCAAUGAAAAUAGAAUCAACAUUCACAACAAAUACAAGCUAUUUUGCUGAAAAAGAAAUUAUUAUAGAAGAUACUAGAAUAGAAAUAUUUUCAAUUACAGUGCACAACAAAAACAAAUUCGGUAUCAAGAUAAGUUGUGAUGAUAAGAGAAUACAGAAUUAUCUGACAACAUCGAACUCCUUUGUGAAAAACUUCACAUCAAAUGAGAGUAUAUAUAACACAGUUACUAUAUAUCCAUAUUUUGAUCUACACAGAUUCCUUAAUCAAGAAGAAAAUAUUUCAACAUUCAAAGUAAAAACUAAUGUCAAAGUUGAAAUCAUCCCAUCAGAAGAAAAUUCCACUGGAGAGAAGAAAUUAUAG